UCCCCGCGGUGGCGGUGGAGAAUAAGGCCUUGGUACGGCAACGGGGACGCUCCGGUAGGCUGGAGCUACGGGCGCGGAGCCGUCUGAAGACUACUCUUUGAUGGCCAUGGCAUAAGGAACAUUAUCCUGGGAAUACAGUUUUGCUCUUGGGGAGAUGCGAACAAACGUUUAUUCAUCCCAGAUAGGGCACCAAGGACAGAGCAAAGUACGAUUCCAUCAAAGUCCAACUUGUCGAACCACACUAAACAAGAUUGGUGAUGAAAUGGAGCCUGGAACGAACUCUUUUCAAGUAGAGUUUCCAGAUUUUUCCAGCACCAUUCUGCAGAAACUAAACCAGCAGCGCCAGCAAGGACAGUUAUGUGACGUCUCCAUUGUUGUCCAAGGCCACAUUUUCCAGGCACACAAAGCCGUUCUUGCUGCCAGUUCACCCUACUUUUGUGAUCAAGUACUCCUGAAAAACAGUAGGAGAAUUGUUUUGCCUGAUGUGAUGAACCCAAGAGUGUUUGAGAACAUUCUUUUAUUUAGCUACACAGGACGCCUUGUCAUGCCUGCUCCAGAAAUUGUUAGUUACUUAACAGCGGCCAGCUUCCUCCAGAUGUGGCACGUGGUAGACAAGUGUACCGAAGUUCUGGAGGGAAACCCCACAGUCCUGUGUCAGAAGCUGAACCACGGCAGUGACCACCAGUCUCCCAGUAGCAGUAACUACAACGGCCUGGUGGAGAGCUUUGAGCUGGGCUCUGGGGGCCACACUGAUUUCCCCAAAGCCCAGGAACUGAGAGAUGGCGAGAAUGAAGAGGAGAGCACCAAAGACGAGCUAUCAUCUCAGGUCACCGAGCACGAGUAUUUGCCCAGUAACUCGUCCACUGAGCACGACCGACUGAGCACAGAGAUGGCCAGCCAGGACGGGGAGGAGGGGACCAAUGACAGCACUGAGUUCCACUACACCCGGCCUCUGUAUAGCAAGCCCAGCAUCAUGGCUCAUAGGCGCUGGAUCCACGUGAAGCCUGAGCGCCUGGAACAGGCGUGGGACGGUAUGGAUGUUCACGCAGCCUACGACGAGCACCAGGUCACCGAGUCCGUCAAUACCAUGCAGACGGAUCACGCUGCCCAGCCUUCGGGAGCAGAGGAGGAGUUCCAAAUUGUGGAAAAGAAAGUGGAAGUAGAGUUUGACGAGCAAGCAGAAGGCAGCAGCUAUGACGAACAGGUGGACUUCUACGGCUCCUCCAUGGAAGAGUUCUCUGGAGAAAAGUUGGGUGGGAAUCUAAUUGGACACAAACAGGAGGCCGCCCUUGCCGCAGGCUACAGUGAGAAUAUUGAAAUGGCGAUGGGGAUAAAAGAAGAGGCGUCCCACUUAGGAUUCUCGGCCACUGACAAGCUGUACCCUUGUCAGUGUGGGAAAAGUUUCACGCACAAAAGUCAGCGAGAUCGACACAUGAGCAUGCACCUCGGUCUUCGCCCGUAUGGCUGUAGUGUCUGUGGUAAGAAAUUCAAAAUGAAGCACCAUCUCGUGGGCCACAUGAAAAUUCAUACAGGCAUAAAGCCCUACGAGUGUAAUAUCUGUGCAAAGAGAUUUAUGUGGAGGGACAGUUUUCACAGGCAUGUGACUUCGUGUACCAAGUCCUAUGAAGCUGCAAAGGCUGAGCAGAAUACAACUGAGGCUAACUAAAAAUAGGGUCUGGCCCUUGAGUGGCAUGCGUAAAAAUAAACUAUGGUAAUUAAUGCAAAUCUGGGCACAGAUGAUGCGUGCCACUUGCUAUUAUGAGAGAGGCUUAAAAAAAAAAAAAAAGAAAGAUAUUUCUGAAAGACCAGUUCUAAGUAGGCCAAUUAAAAGAUUUAAUUUCUUAAAUCUGUAUGUUCUCAUCCUGGCCUAAAUGGAUGAUGGGGCUAAGUUCACCCAGUGCCCAGCUGGCAAGACAGCCCUUCCGGCCAGCAGUGGCUAAGGCAGGGGACUGGGUGGCAGAAUCUAAUCCAGUCCUGCCCAGGCAGCAGUGGCCGCCUGUCACCAUUGUCCUGAGGUCUUGUUGCAUUUUGUUCUCUCCUGGUAGCUACAGGGCUUCUGGGCUUCGCUUUGGUAGCUGCAUCACUGGAUGCUGCUCCCCUCAAGGCUACAGCAAGGACUCCUGGGCUGAGCUGUCAGCAGAGCUCCCGUUUUGUCUGCUUUCAUAUGUUCUAAAGGGUCUAGCUAAAGCUGUGUGAUGUUAGGCGGAGCUUCUGAGUCCGAAGCAGGAGACACUGUCACCAUGCUACAGACUCUGGAUAAGGCACAAUUUUAUGUUUAAUUCUACUUGGUUAAGUCUAUGGGUGCCGAGAUAGGUGUUUCUAGUUGGUGUGUUGUCCUACGCAUCCCUCAUUUAAUGGCAGGAGACGACCAGUUUGCAGUGUCACAUGACAGUGCUGGCUAGCAGUGACCUGUGGCUCCCCUGCCUUAGAUCAUGGUGCUUCCCCAAAGGGCAGCCAGGGACCACAGCUCCUGAGACUAAGCCAGAAUGUAUGGCUAAGGGUUCCCCGUGAGCAAGAGGUUCCCAGACUCAGUGAAUGAGAGGCAGCAACUUAUAUACAGAAGGCUUGACAAAGGAAUCCUAAAAACACUGGUGUGGACAGUGCUCUGUUAGAGGGUGCGCUGAGCAAUAUCGUCAGUUCUUUGUGGCUUCAAAGGGGAAAGGAGCCCUACAUUAAGUGACAUCAUCUACACACUCAUGUGCCCCAGUCGCAGAGAAAGCUGCAUUUACAAGUCCCAGUAGUUUAUGCACACACACACACAUACACACACCACCUCUGCAAGGACAAGGCUGCCCUUGAGGUCUGUUCUGCAUGGUCUUGCUGGGUAGGGAUAUAGUGUGCUUUGCUUUACUGACCAAAGCAGCUUAGGGAGGAAAAGGUUUAUGUCAGCUCACACCACCAUCAUUGAGGAAACUCCAGCAGGAACUUGAAUCUUGACAGUCAAGACUGCCGGCCAGACGCGCCCACAGGCCACCCCCUCAGCAGACUCCCUCGGCUCUAGGCUGUGUCAGACAGAUCUAGAUAGUAGGGCAGGGUUUUGCUCCUCUGUGAUCAUCGGUUUCAUUUGUAAGUUUGGCUUUCUCUAACAUGACAGACAUUUCUGACAAAAGCCUCUGAUCUCCAGGCUCUGACACGAAGGAUGUACCUUUGACCUUUGUCUGGAAAGAGGAAAGGAAAUAUGGACUCGCCAGUAAAUGUUUGUGAUCAAGAUUACAAAACAGGGAUCUAUUUACAAACACUGUAUCAGUCUUGGCAUAUAAAAGCACUUUGUAUUAAAACUUUAUUAUAAGUAUAGAUAUAGGGUUGUUUUGUUUUUUAAAACCUAGAAACUAGGUAUUACCUCCAGUGGUUUGCUACAUUCAGAUGAUCUUCCAGUGUCUGCCAGUCAGCUGCUCUGUCCCUGUCCCUGAGAGGUGAAUAGAGAUGUACAGUCACACUCACGUGCCUCCUACCCUUCGAGCAUUAGAGGCCAGUGGGUUUCCGGAUGACCCUGAGUUUGGUGAGGAUGAAGUGGGUUUGGCUUCUUAAUAUUUCUACACUGAGGCCGUUAAGCUGCUCUGUUGUCAGAAGCAGCCCUCGUGUUCUGCCUGUUGGACAGAUCCAUGAGCUGUCUCCCAUUGAAGUCUGUUCAUACAAGAGUUGAGGCCUUUGCUGACAAAGCUUUCAUUCAGUUGGAGUGUGGCAGACCCUGUGAGAAGGUGGGGUGUCUGUGGUCCAGAAGGUUAAAGUGAGGCUGCUGACCUGCUUUUCCCAGUAGAGAGCCUUUCUGGCAGCCUGCCCUGUUACAGUACCAGCCUCUCCCCUCACCACUGCCUUAGGAAAUAAAUCCUCACCCUUCCAGAAGAGCUUGACUAGUCUAGUCGUGGGCAGCACUGCCCAGUGUUUCAGGGAUUCGGUCAGUGGCCCACCAGCACAGUGUAUGUCUCCACUCUGAGCCUUGGCUGCUUUUCUCCAGUCCGAGUACAAAGGGCUUCAAGGCCCUGCUGGUUGCAUUUCAUAAUCUGCAGGCACAUGCCUUCAGUUUGGGAUGCACAUGUCACAGGAGCUCCUCUUGUGCUGUGGUUUGCCUUGUGCUCUCCUGAGCCCUGACCCAUGACCUGGGAUUUCUGUUCUCACCUCCUCCAUCUACAUCUUUAGAGCCUGCCCUAUAGGCUCCCUUCCAUGGCAGGAGGAAUUUCCUGAACCACUCUGACCCUGGGCGGGCUUUUAGCUGUUGGGAAAUCUACGUGCUACUGUGGGUGACGUACCCUGAGAAGUUGAACAUUCUGGAAGAGGUGUACUGGGGCCGAGUCCCCAAGGUCAGGGUGGAGCUUUGCUGCACCCACAGAUGCGGUUGCUCCCCUAAAUUCUCAGAUGCUUUGGAAAUGCUGAGGGCCACGAGCCAGACUGUCCUUGGCCUCCUGGGAACUAGGCGGCUUUGACCCAUAGAACUAAC
Molecule: messenger RNA, 4435 nt
Organism: Mus pahari (shrew mouse)
Lineage: Eukaryota; Metazoa; Chordata; Mammalia; Rodentia; Muridae
Gene: Zbtb43
Product: zinc finger and BTB domain containing 43
Exons: 4
Coding region: 155-1666 (503 amino acids)
Biological process (GO): regulation of transcription by RNA polymerase II
Molecular function (GO): RNA polymerase II cis-regulatory region sequence-specific DNA binding; DNA-binding transcription factor activity, RNA polymerase II-specific; protein binding
Source: RefSeq, a predicted model, not a curated record